AUGGCUUCCUAUGACUCCCGUAGCCUCGACGAGCUUGGCAUUGACCGCCUCGAUGUUGGCGUGGGUUGCCGAUGGAGGCUAACGGUGGAGCGACUCGAGGAACACCCGCUCGUCCUCCAAGGCGAUGACCACAUGCGCCACCGCCUCCACCACCUCCCUUAUGCCCUCCUAUACGUACUCUACAAACCCCAACCUAAACCUCGCCGUGGUCUCCUACAUAUACGGCCUAAGAAAGCUCGGCCAUGCAGCAGCAGCAACAGCGCCAGGAGUUCACCGCCGUACCAAGCAACCUCGACGAUGGUGGACCGCCGCUGCCGCACGUUCACUGUUGCCGCGACGCUCUGCCUCGUCUUCUUUGUGCACGGCGCCAUGGCGCGGCCUGUAGCCAGCACGGCGACAAUAGCGACGGCGCCGGCGACGGCGAUGGAGAUGCCGAUGGACGUGCCCGAUGCAGCAGCGGCGUCUCCGGAGGGAUCGUCCGCCACGUGGGAGCGCGGGGACGAGGCGCUCGGCGCCGGGAAGUGGCUGCCGCUGCCGGCGCUAACGGGCGGCCUGCGGUUCCCGGGGGUCUUCCCGCUCCCGGCGGCUGGCGGCGGGAUCGCGUCGAUGCCGUGGAUCGGCGGCGCGCCGCCGGCGCUGGCUGUCCCGGCCGGAGGCAUCCCAGCGCUGGUGCCGCCGUACGUCGGCGCGACGCGGCAGGAGCAGGUCAGCGUGUGGGCGUCGCUGUUCAACCCGUUCCAGGUCAGGGCGCCGUCGUCGACGUCGGUGCAGGUGCACUCGGAGCCGGGCUCGAGGGUGCCCGCCGUCGCCGGGGCGGGGAUGGAGAGGACGACAGCGGUGGACCAGCCGGCUGGCGUCGGCGCGCAGGUCGGCGAGCCCAAGUGGGGCGUCUUCCUAGGAACAACUACUCCGAACAUCAACGGCUAG
Messenger RNA from Lolium rigidum, 927 nucleotides. RefSeq lists its product as uncharacterized. The coding region runs from base 1 to 927 and encodes 308 amino acids. The transcript has 2 exons. The record is from RefSeq and is a predicted model, not a curated record. Lineage: Eukaryota; Viridiplantae; Streptophyta; Magnoliopsida; Poales; Poaceae.